Molecule: messenger RNA, 303 nt
Organism: Striga asiatica
Lineage: Eukaryota; Viridiplantae; Streptophyta; Magnoliopsida; Lamiales; Orobanchaceae
Source: the annotation of a GenBank genome assembly
AUGUCACGCCGAGUCCCAAGCAGGCUAUCCCGUAACGAGGUAGCUUUUGCCAUCCUUUUUUGGGAUCGUACACCUCGAAUGAAAAAGGGCAUCCUAGAUGAAAAUACCACAAUCCUCUUGCCGUCCGGCGUGGGGGUCGCGAAAGGAAAGAAUAUGGGGUGCAGCAUUUCCGGCGCGGCCAGCAGCUCGUCUUUGUCAAAAAUCGGGACGUCUCUGAAGAAAUCGAGAAAGCUAUUUUGGGAAUUUUUUGAUAUUUCUCUUAGCUCAAAAUAUUGUUCUAAUUACAUGCAAAGAAGGCGCUAA